UUUUACUUAAACAUACGUUGGUUUACUUUAUAUUAUUUUAUUUAUUGACAUUUACGAAGAUCCAUAAAAAUCUACCGAAUUAUUUCAAUUUCUUGGAUUCAAAAAUAUCUUGAAGUAUGUGUCAGAAUCAAUUUUUAAUUAUCCAACAGCAUCGUAAAUAAAUUUUCAUCAUGGUUCUCGCAAUACAUAAUAUUAAAUCAAAUUUUUCUCUAUAUCAAACUGCGAUUGCCGGUGGCGCAGCUGGAGCAUUUACUAGAGCCGUGGCUCAACCUCUGGAUGUCCUUAAGAUAAGGUUUCAGUUACAACUCGAACCUUUAAAAAAUGGAUCCAAGUACAGUUCGAUAAUGCAAGCUACUACUUCUAUCAUAAAAGAAGAAGGUAUAGGAGCUUUAUGGAGUGGUCAUAUACCAGCCCAGUUUCUUUCAAUCACGUUUGGUGUUAUACAAUUUUCUACCUUUGAAAAAUUGACCUACAUGUACCAGAGAUCUGAUCCACAAUAUUAUAACAUCCAUAAACAUUGGAUAAAUUUUGUAAAUGGUGCAGUGGCUGCAGCUGUAGCAACUGUAGUGUCGUAUCCGUUCGACACAGUUCGUACGAGAUUAAUAGCAGAAGAGAAAAGACAUAAAGUUUAUAAAGGUUUUUUUGAUGCAUCUGCCACUAUGAUCAGACAAGAAGGUUUUACAGCUCUGUUCAAAGGUCUCGUUCCGACCCUUGGACAAAUAGCACCCAAUGCUGGUAUACAGUUUGCUGUCUACAAAUUGUUUUCCAAUAAUAUUUUGAAUAGGAUAAAAUUUUUUCAAAGAAGUGAUGUAGAUAUGUUUAGGACUAUUGAAACAUCUUUGUUGGGGAAUCUUUUGGCUGGUUCUUUAGCUGGGCUAGUGGCUAAAACUGCUAUUUACCCAUUUGAUUUAGUGAAGAAAAGAUUACAAAUUCAGGGGUUUCAACAACAUAGGAAAUGUUUUGGGCGGCAAAUGUACUGCAAUGGUGUGAUGCAUUGUGUGAAAUUGACCAUUACUGAAGAAGGUUUCUUGGCUUUGUACAAAGGAUAUGGGCCAAGCAUGUUGAAAGCUGUGUUAACUUCGGCAUUGCAUUUUGCUGUUUAUGAUGAAAUAAAAAGCUUGUUGUUAAAAAUACAUCAAUGAUUUUAGUAAAAUUUUCACUUUCAGUAUGCAUGGUGCUUGAGUGAACAAUAGAUUAUAGUAUUCCAAUGUGAUUUUACUUCUUUUCAUAGAUAUAAGUGUCUGGAAAUUAUAGUACUGGCAGUCUCGAAUAAUCAGCUGUUUGUAUCAUAAAUUGUAUGGCUAAGUUGAGUCUGUACUGUUUUUUGCAAUUAUUUUGUUGCAAUGUUUGAAAUAUUUUUUUAAUACUUCCAACAAAUGAAUCAUGUUACAUUGUUGAACAUCCUUAAUUUGAUAAUUGCAAAAUGAUACAAAAGUAAUUAACAUUAAUCUUGUUUCCUAUUAUGAUAUUGUAAUUUCUUCACACUGCCUAUUGGUUGAUUUAUUUUUUAUAUUAUGUUUGUUUUUUUUUUAAUUGUUUUAUUUAGAUCAGCUCAUAACAAAAGAACGACAUAUUUUGGAGAUGAUAGCUCAUCUUUUAUACCUACAUCUAUUAGUCCAGAGAAAACUACAUAAUAUUAAGUAAAAAAGUAAGUUUUUGAAUAAUAAUAUUAUUCAAUGUAAAGUUCGCUUUUGUUCAUAGACCAGAAACUUAAAUUUUUAACUUUUUUACUCUUGCUUAAUAUGGUAUAAAAUAACUAGUUGUGUCGCGUCUUUGUCUAAGAAUCCCCAUGUUUUAUCAUAGAAAUGUUGUUUUUUUAAGUACAAUCUUCAUCACUGUAUUUCCUGUGAUACUAGAAUAAGGAUGUAGUAAAAGUUAUUUAAUUUAUUAUUUCAAUUUAUUUAUGCAAUAAAAUUUGAAUUAUUAUCAA
Amyelois transitella is the source of this 1930-nucleotide messenger RNA. Its product is annotated as mitochondrial thiamine pyrophosphate carrier. The transcript has a single exon. The record is from RefSeq and is a predicted model, not a curated record. Gene Ontology annotation, cellular component: mitochondrial inner membrane. The coding region runs from base 171 to 1142 and encodes 323 amino acids. Gene Ontology annotation, biological process: thiamine pyrophosphate transmembrane transport. Lineage: Eukaryota; Metazoa; Arthropoda; Insecta; Lepidoptera; Pyralidae. Gene Ontology annotation, molecular function: thiamine transmembrane transporter activity.